CAAACUAUUUGAAGAACGACUGUAGGCUACUUCAUAUUUAUUUUUGCGCGUGUCCACGUCGUAUAUUAAGAACAUGAUGUCUUAGUACAUAACACUGACAUGAGCAAGGGAGGGGCUGCUGCUGCAAAACACACUGAUAGAAUGAAUGCAAAGAGCCAAAAGAACACUUCCUGUUGAUGCAAAAAUUGCAGCAGCAACUGUCUGACACAUCUGGACUGGAGAGGGGGGGAGGCCUGGCUGUAGUGUUAGCGAACUACUGAGUGGAAUGGACAACGUUUAAUGCUAAUCUGCAAGACGGCAGCCGACAAACUGGAGAAACAUAUCCAAGAAAUGGACGACGGCAGCUACAUCGAGUUCGAUGUGCCGGAGUUCAGUAACACUGUUCUGACCCAGCUCAAUGAGCUGCGGCUGCAAGGGAAGCUGUGUGACAUAAUUGUUCACAUUCAGGGCCAGCCAUUUCGAGCCCACAAGGCCGUGCUGGCAGCUAGUUCACCCUACUUUCGUGACCACUCAGCUCUCAGCACCAUGAGCGGCCUUUCCAUCUCGGUCAUCAAAAGCCCCGUGGUGUUUGAGCAGCUUCUGGCGUUCUGCUACACGGGUCACAUGUCCCUGCAGCUCAAGGAUAUUAUCAGUUUCCUCACUGCUGCCAGCUUUCUGCAGAUGCAAGCCAUCAUUGACAAGUGUACCCAAAUCCUGGAGAGCAUCCACUCCAAGAUCAGCCUCCCUGUUAGUGUCUGCAGCCCGGAGAAGGACAACUCGCAGACCGGCGGCAACGGGGUCAAUGACAGCAACCUCUUUGUAAACCCUACCCAGAUCUCCCCCCCUUACUACUCCCGGCAGAGUCAGGCAGGACACGAGGCGCGCUUUGAGCUGGCAGGGAAAGGCCUAGGCCGGGGGCGACAGCAGCAAGAGGAAGGCCAGUCGGAACGAGGCAGUAGCGACAGUGUGUCGGAGCUUGACGCUCCCAUGGAUGGAGAAACGGAGCAAGUGGAACUGAUCGGCAAAGAUGGGCAAGUAACCGACGUGCACGUGAAGCUGGAGAAGACCGACAGGCCCACGUACUCCGACAGCUCCUCAGCCGGUGACGACGGCUACCACACGGAGUUGGUGGACGGAGAACAGGUAUUGGCUGUCAGCGUGGGCUCCUAUGGUCCGGUCAUCCAGUCUGCUGCCUAUUCGUACUCAGGGCUGUCCUCGCCGUGCUUUGUCAACCUUACCAACUCCAGUCCUUCCCGCUCCAUGCUCAGUGGCUACAGAGGUGGGCGAGCCAGGGCAAAGCGACCCCUGGCCAUCCCAGCGGCAGUGCUGAGUCAUAUCAAACCAGGCUCGGAUGACGGCGAAUCAGCAGUGGGACCCGCGGGGCUGGAGAACGACGUGCGCGAGCGUAGCCUGCGGAGCCAGUGGUACCCCUACAACGAGAGACUCAUUUGCAUCUACUGUGGAAAGACCUUCAAUCAGAAAGGGAGCCUGGAUCGCCACAUGCGCCUGCACAUGGGAAUCACCCCAUUUGUUUGUAAAUUCUGUGGCAAGAAGUACACAAGGAAAGACCAGCUGGAGUACCACAUCCGUGGCCACACGGACAACAAGCCCUUCCACUGUCAGAUCUGUGGCAAGUGCUUCCCGUUUCAGGGCACCCUUAACCAGCACCUGAGGAAGAAGCACAUGGGAGCAUCAGAGGGCAGUAAUCACAUAGACUCUCCAGAGACGACGGAGGGGAACUCAGGUCAGAAGGACCAAGAGGAUACGUCCGAGGGGAUGGCCUUUGAGGCACAAUAUGCAGAAGAGGCACCAGCCAAUGAUAUGGAGGAGAGUUCAAAAUGCAGUCCAGAGGAGGCCCAAGCAUCAAGAUGUGAUUUGUAGGUCCUGCUUCAGGUUAAAGAAGCUUUAAGAAAUGUUUAUCUUAACUCAACUUAUAGGACUUUUUUUUUUCCUUUUUUUCUUUUUGAAUCCGCUCCCUCUACUAUAGACAUUUCCUGCGUCAAGGGAUUCUGUCAAUUUUGUGAAAGUUAGAUGUUGAAUGCGGAGAGCAAAUGGGUGCUUUAUAGAAAUUUGAUUAUUUCAAGCAAAGGGAGUAACAACUUACUAUUUUUCGGGAGGUCCCAGUAAUCAAGACCCCCUCGUUGAUUUCUCUUUAUAUCUUUCCAUGUUUUUUAAAACAUAUUUACAGAGUUAUAUAGGCAUGUUGCAAUAAUUGAUAAUGUGAAAGCUCUGGUAAGAUGCUUGUCAUAUCACCUUUUUACCUGACCUGUUUUUGCACAUGUGGCCACAGGAGGUCACUUACUCACAAGGAAUUAUUUUUUCUGCCAGUGCAAAGCUUCGUGUGACAUAUCCGUUCAAUACCUCAUGAAUGCAACUACAUACUCAUAACAGACAGUAUUUAACUUAAAUGAAACUCACCAGGUUCUACCUCAUAGCCAAGAACCUACCAGGCACAGACGUGUUCACCGUUUUGAAAUCCGUUUUUAGGUUGUAUGUACAGUAUCUUAUUGCCAAACCCUGUAAAGAAUAUUCUCUCAACAUAAAGCCUUGAUACUUAGGGGGAACUAUUCCUUGCUGAUUGUAUGGAUUAAGGACGUAGUCCUUGUCAAAUGUUUCUCGGUCAGCCAGGUUAAAGUGAUUUUAAGAAGGUGCUAUGUAAGGAGUACAUUCAAUUUGCUAGCUUUCUUGUGUGUUUUUUUUUUUGUUGGCAAAAUGCGGACAAUAGAGACAGAAAAUGGCCCUGCAUAUUUUUCAAGAUAUUUUGCCGUCUGAUAAUGUUUGUUCUACAAAACACUUAAGAAUUGUAUCUCUCAUCACUACUGGAGAGCUCACUCUGUUGACGUGGGUUAAGAUGCUGUCAUCUAUGUAAUGGGUGAAUUACGUCCAUACAGUGAAGUCACUCGUAAUUCCUUCAUACUCUGGUGGAGACGUAUGCUGAAUUAUUGUUGUAUGUGUAAAUUGUUUUGUCUCCUGAGGUAGGCCUCUUAGGUUAGGUUAAUACUCCGCGUCUGACGGAGACAGGAGGAACAGCUGUUCACACAAAUCAGUAUGGUAUACUAGUCUGAAUAAUAUGCAAAACAGAAAGAACAAAGGAAUCUCAGCCAUUUUGACAUGGUUUUUCUUCCAUUAUUUGAAAGAGCUAUCGACAUGUGUCCUUUUUUCUUUCCUUCCCUCUGUCCUUCCUUUGAGGACGGGACGGUUGAUCUGUGAUCUUUGUUCUCUGCGUUGGUCGGGGUCUUAAUUCUGAUGCUGCAGCAGCGGCGGUGUCAGGGUAGUACUAGCUUCACAGCGGUGAUUUUUCCUCUAAGUGAAAAUGUUGCGAACUUUUGAUGAGCCUCUGCAAUCCCAUGAAUACUAUUGGCCAACAUAUUGUAUCUAUAUAGUGUUUGAACCACGGGGAUCAGGGAUGGGGGUGUUGUUACUAUAUAGAGACUUGGGUUAUUUUCCAUAGAUAUUUAAACAUACACAGAUUACAAAUACAUAAAAGGCACUUAGAAGGCCCCUCUUGCGCUCUCCUGCUUUCUUAUUUGCCAGCCAGCUGUUUAAUUAAGCAGUUAUAUAGAUUUUUGAGGAGCACCUGCUAUAUGCUUUUAUUUGGUCCACCCUGAAUUUGUGUCAAUGAAUUAGGUUUGAUUAUUUCACAGUUUCCAUAUAAUCUUUCUACUUUGUUGUUUGUUUUUUUUUGGUAGGAGAAUAUUGUGUUUUGUCGCUUAUGUCCAAUGUCAAGAGUGUAGUCGUUUUUUCUUUUAAAUUCUACUGAAUGUGCGGUCAUCGUCUUCACUCAUUGACCGUUAAGAUAGCAAACCAAAAUGUAGGGAAUUUUGCAAAAACUCGGUAUAGCUAGCGUUUGGUUGUCUUAGUGUGUAUGGAUGUAUCACAGACGCUUUUGGUCAUCACACCCACAGUCUGCAAACCUGUACAGUACUUUUUAGACGAUUGUUUGCUACGUCGAGUUUCUUUCUGUCGACCGCAGAUGUGAUGUGCAGGUUUUUUCCAGCUGAUCUGACCUCACCAAAAUACAGUCGCCGACUAAUUUCAAUCUGCCUACGAUUCUUGCCCUACACCUCGGGGGGAAAAAAAGAGAGGAGGAAAUGCAUACCUUCUUGCCCGUAUUGUUUUGUGAGUAAUGGGUACAAACUGCUAAAACUAUUUUGUGCCGAGAGUUCACGCCAAAGACUAAUAGGUGAUUUUUGACCGUCAAUUGUGACUGUACUGCAUAAUUGAAUUCUCAUGAAGAAUAGGUUCUUAAUUUAAUGUAGGACUGGUUCUUUUUGAUUUGCAAAGAAUGUACGUUUCCCAGCUCAUAACAAUCACUUUGUGUCAAAUUUAAACAAUUUGCUGAGACGACGUUACGCAGCGAAAGUCAUAAGUAACAAUAUAUCAAGCCAUACAAAAGCUGAAAAUAUAAAAGUUGUGCAAUAGGUAUUGUAAUUGUUUAUAGCCAAUGUAAACAAAAGAGAGAAUACUUCACAAAAAGUGGCAUCUUUAACUUAGUGCCUUGCCACAAGCUUUACAUUUUAGAUUCUGGCACUUAGAUUCCUGUGCCUCUUUCAUUUUGUAAAGGAUUGAAUUGAGAGAUUAUAAUAGAAUAUGGCCACACCAUUUAUUGUCAAGUGGUACCGAGAAUGAAAAGAAAUGGACACGUCAUUCUUGUCCAAGGUUUUUUUGUUUUUUCAGUCUAAGUCCUGCCCCCUGUUUUCGCUUUUUAUUGUUUGACGGGCAACUGAUUUCAAGUUCUAACUGAUGUUGUAGCAAUUGAUUACAGUCUGCAAGCCGUUGCCCAAUGUUCAGAGACCGUACUGUAUCCCCCCCUCUCUAACCACCGAGGACAAUCUUAACAAUGUACCGUAGUGUUAGGCAUUUCAACGAAGGAAGGAGACGCAUAAGAAACACAAAUCUAUUUCCUCUCUGUUCUCUCUGAACAUCUGGCAAGGGACCAGCUGCUUGGGUAUUUAGCAGAUAAUAAACUGAAUAUUUGUGGAGGGAAAAAUAAGCUAACCCUCAUAUACUGUAGCUGAAUUGCACGUUGCUCAACCUCAAAAUUGUAUGAAAUUGCCAGUGGAUCUUUUUUUUUUUUUUUAACACUUGAGUUUUCUUGUAUUUGUAUCAUCGAUUGUGCACUUACAGUUUUAUGUUAUUAGUAAAUACCAAUUCCAUCCGUGAAGUCCUGUCUAUCUCUGUAGUUACCCUUGAGGGACUCCGCUAAAACGGCAUGAAUCACUUUGGUAGGGACCUUUCCCCCUUAAAUGGUGCUUUUAGACUAGUCAGAUUCUCUCUUUUCUUUUUUUUUUCUUUUUUUUAAUUCAUCAAUCAAGUCCAUGUAAUCAUCAUAGGUGAAUGGAGGGGAAAUUGUUUAAAUGCUUUUCCAUAACUAUAGUUACUUAACGUGAUACACACUUACAGAACCAACUGAACUUUGACACACACGAACACACUCAAAUCGACUCUUCGUCAACUCUUAGUUCCACACACCUCUGAGAGGAACAGGAGAUUGUGGGCCACAAGUAAUCAAAAGGAAGUGUUUACAGGGAAGGCUGUCAGACUACUUUUUGAAAUUGCAGCUCGUCCUAUUCUUUUUAUAAUAAAACUCACUUCAGGUAGUUUACAAACACUGAUACAGGCUUAGAAAAAAAAAAGAAAAUCUUAAGUCUUCCAUAGCUUUUCUGUCAGUUUCUGUCCACUGUGUAAUAUAAGAAAAAAAGCAAUAACCUUUUUAAAAGUGUAUUGGGAUCAUCAAGCCUAUUGAAAUAUUGGCCUGUCAUAUCAAACAAACUGAAUGUCAGGGAGCUGUUGAAUUGAAGUAGGACCAGGACAAUUUGAUAUUGAUUUAUUUUUUAUAUAUUUUCUGAAACUUUGGA
Molecule: messenger RNA, 5837 nt
Organism: Perca flavescens (yellow perch)
Lineage: Eukaryota; Metazoa; Chordata; Actinopteri; Perciformes; Percidae
Gene: zbtb34
Product: zinc finger and BTB domain containing 34
Exons: 2
Coding region: 280-1860 (526 amino acids)
Biological process (GO): regulation of transcription by RNA polymerase II
Molecular function (GO): RNA polymerase II cis-regulatory region sequence-specific DNA binding; DNA-binding transcription factor activity, RNA polymerase II-specific; protein binding
Source: RefSeq, a predicted model, not a curated record